Cokeromyces recurvatus is the source of this 1636-nucleotide messenger RNA. RefSeq lists its product as uncharacterized. Gene Ontology annotation, cellular component: CCR4-NOT complex. NCBI's taxonomy places the organism in Eukaryota, Fungi, Mucoromycota, Mucoromycetes, Mucorales, Mucoraceae. Gene Ontology annotation, molecular function: RNA binding; ubiquitin-protein transferase activity; metal ion binding. The coding region runs from base 20 to 1600 and encodes 526 amino acids. Gene Ontology annotation, biological process: protein ubiquitination. The record is from RefSeq and is a predicted model, not a curated record. The transcript has 7 exons.
AAAAUAAAUAAAGUAUAAAAUGUAUUCAAGUUCUGAAGAAGAAGAAUAUGAUUGUCCUCUUUGUAUGGAGGAGUUGGAUAUUGCUGAUAGAAAUUUUAGACCUUGUCCAUGUGGUUAUAAGAUCUGUCGUUUUUGUUGGCAUCACAUUCGUGAAAACUUGAAUGGUCGUUGUCCUGCUUGUCGAAGAGAAUAUUCUGAUCAAAUUGCAGAAUUUGAACCUGUUAGUGCAGAUGAAAUAUCUCGUAUUAAAAAGGAAAAGAAAGAAAAAGAACGACAACAAAGAGAUAUGGAGCUUGCUAAUAGGCGUCAUUUAGCCAAUAUGAGAGUAGUUCAAAAGAAUUUAGUUUAUAUUAUAGGCCUUCAUCCAAAACUAGCUACUGAAGAGAUUAUUCGUUCACCAGAAUAUUUUGGUCACUUUGGUAAAAUAGCAAAGGUAGUUAUCAAUAAGAGACAAAUUGCACCUACUUCACAUGCCAAUGGAGCUACUUCAAUGCAACCUAGUGCAGCUGUAUAUGUUACAUAUGCUAGAAAAGAAGAUGCGGCUAAAGCAAUUCAUGCUGUUGAUGGUAGUGUUAUGGCAGGGAGAAUAUUAAGAGCAUCUUACGGUACUACAAAAUAUUGCACCUACUAUCUUCGAAACAUGGCAUGUCCAAAUCCAAAUUGUCUUUAUUUACAUGAACCUGGUGAAGACGCCGAUACAAUAUCAAAGGAAGAAUUAGCAACUGGUAAACAUCGUAUGAGAGACCAAAUGUCACAUGCUGACUCAGAAGAAGAACAUCAUCAUCAACAUCAUGAGGAACAUCAUGUAAAAUCAGUCUUAUCUAGUGCAGAUUUUCCACCUGUUUCAUUAUCCUCUCCAACAAAAGAAGAACGUUCAGCGCUUCCAGCAACAGCAUCUUGGGGUAAAACAAGUACACCUGGGACACCUACAAUUAAAAAUACUAGUUUACCAGAAAGAGCCUUAACUCCUGAUACAUUUGGGCCUCCAUUAUCUGUUGCUGUUGCUCAACAGUUACAGCAACAGCAGCAACAAAAGAACCAGCAAUUAUCACCUACUGUAUUAAAACGUAAAUUAGAAAAGAAGAAGCGUAAAGAGUUACUUCGACAAAAGAAAGAAGAAGAGUUACAACAACAACAGCAACAGCAACAAGAAGAAGAGGAACAAAAACCUAAUAAAAAGUUUCAAUUUGAUAGUCUUGUUCAUUUUGUAUUAGGUGAUGCAUUUGAACAGGUCUGUACGCCUACAACAGAAGAUGAAUGCUUCUUUAAACCAGUGGGAGUGACUGGCCUUUAUGAGAAUUACAAUAGUUCAUCAGAUGAAGAUAACAAUCUAAGUACACCACCAGUAUUAGAAAUGGAAAAGUUAAAUUUAAAUAAUAAUCAACAAGAAGAUAGUAUCUCACCUCUUGAAUACCUGACAAGGGCUGUGCCAAAUACAACUUAUACAGGAACAUUUAAUCCAUUUGCACAUCAUUUAUUUCCAGCUAUAAUAGAUUCUACACUAAUCGGUAAUAAUACUAACAUUAAUACUACUACAAAUGCAUUAUUAUUUGAUCCUUCUGCACGCAAAACUUCACGUUUUGGCUUUGCUCAAUUUUAAUUUUAUUAUUAUACAUGUAUAUUAUUUUAAUGCUCC